AUGUGGCAUCUCAUUUCUGUUCAGAGACGCAAGUCACCGGCUUCCUGUCAACUCCUCUGGGACAAUUUCUUUGGCAUCAGCCGCGCGCUCUUUCAGACACUCACCCUCCUCUAUUAUACAGUAGCCCUCCGACAUCGUACCGAGCCACCCUGGUCCUUGUCAACUAUUACGUUAAGCUGCGCGACAUUGGCAGCUGGCACUGAUUGGCGUGUCGCAGCUCAGACCGUCAGAGUCGUCUUUUACGAUAUGAAUACGAAAUCCCCCCGGUCGGGGUGGGGCAUGGCUUAUGCACCUGGGACGGGCCCAGUUGGCGCUUCCACCCAUGACAGCAUCGCAGAUCCUCAUCGACUCAAACUGUUUGGUGUGGCGGUCGCCCUAAAUUGGCAUGCUGUGUUGCAAUGGCGGAGAAGGGAGCUGGCGCAAGAAAGUCCUACAUCUAGGACGUUGAACCUUAACCUUAACCUUAAUCCUGAAGUUGAGGGGGCUCUUAGUUCUUCCAACACUGAAGGAUCCCGAGUACCAUAA
Molecule: messenger RNA, 525 nt
Organism: Ilyonectria robusta
Lineage: Eukaryota; Fungi; Ascomycota; Sordariomycetes; Hypocreales; Nectriaceae
Exons: 3
Coding region: 1-525 (174 amino acids)
Source: RefSeq, a predicted model, not a curated record